Molecule: messenger RNA, 1661 nt
Organism: Saprolegnia parasitica CBS 223.65
Lineage: Eukaryota; Oomycota; Saprolegniomycetes; Saprolegniales; Saprolegniaceae
Exons: 10
Coding region: 11-1555 (514 amino acids)
Molecular function (GO): monooxygenase activity; heme binding; oxidoreductase activity, acting on paired donors, with incorporation or reduction of molecular oxygen
Source: RefSeq, a predicted model, not a curated record
UUUGAAAUCGAUGCUUGCCGACGCCGCGUGGAUCCUCCUGACGCUGCUGCUCGCCGUCGUGGUGCCAAUAUGCAUUGCGUACGUCGUGCUGUGCCCCAGCGACCACGGCUUCUCGUACGCGCGACUGCCAGGUCCACCGCCGUCGCACUGGCUCCUCGGCAACGCGCGCGACAUCUUUCAAGCCCGCUGGAACGAAGGCAGCUUCCCCGAGCCCGGCUUGUCGUGGCUCAAGCAGUACGGUUCAGCGUACCACGUUCGCAUCCUCUACAUCCAUCGCAUUGCGUUGGCCGACCCGGUCGCGCUCAAGCACGUGCUCGUCACCAAGGCCAAGGACUUUCCACGCAACAAUCUCUCGCGUGCGUUUAUCACUAAGCUCGUGCAGGGCGUCGGGCUCUUGAGCGCCGAAGGCGACGACCACAUGGCGAUGCGGCGCAUGAUGAACCCACACUUUUCCCACUCGAACCUCAAGAGCUUUGUGCCGCUGUUUGCCGCCCACACCCGCCGCCUCCUCUCGCAAUGGCGCACGGACAAGCUUGUGGAUACAAACGCGCCCGUCAACCUCUAUGCUUACUUUACCAAGCUCACGCUCGACAUUAUCGGGAUUUCGGCCUUUGGCUAUGACUUUGGCGCGAUUACUGGCACCGACGAGGCCGAGAGCAACGCGUACAAUGACGCCAAGCUACCUGCGACGCUUUUUUCGAUCCUCGGCACUGCGUAUGUCCCGGGAUGGCGCUACCUCCCGCUCCCUGGCUUUGCACGCCGGCGGGCUGCUCGGGAUACGCUCAUGGCCGUUGUGCUACGCGUGAUUGAAGCCAAAAUGGCGGCCCCGGCAGUCGAUCCCCCCCGCGACCUCCUCGAUCGGAUGUUGGCGGCGGGCCCCGACAUGUCGGCGACGGAGGCGCGUGCUCACGUGUUUACGUUUAUGCAAGCCGGGCACGAGACGACGAGCAACACGCUGUGCUGGGUCGUUGCGCUGCUCUCGCAGCACCCGGCAAUCGAGGCGGCAGUCCGCGCCGAGUGCCAAGCCGCGCUCCAGCAGUGUCCGGACGGCAGCUUCACGGCGGAUGGCCUGGCACACAUUCCGCUGCUGACGGCAGUGAUUCAGGAAACACUGCGGUACUACCCGACCGUCAUCAACCUCGCAGCGCGCGGCGUGACCAAGGACGAAGUCGUUCCGCUCUCGGAUGGCUCGCUGUUGCACGUGCCCAAGAGUGCAAAUCUGUGGGUGGACGUGGCUGCGAUCCACCGCAACCCGGCCUACUGGACGCGACCGGAUGAGUUUGUGCCAGACCGCUUUAUCGAAGGCACCGAGGUGCACGGCGCCGAUUUGCAUCUGCGCGGGGGCAAGGGCCACACGUUUUUCUACUUUCCAUUCAGCGCUGGCGAGAAGAAUUGCAUCGGCCACCGGUUUGCUUUGAUGGAGCUGCAGACGAUUCUUGUGCACGUGUUGGCCUCGGUUCGGUUUGCUGUGACACCCGCCGCCGUCUUGCACCCGAAGCGCCAACUCGCCACGAUCACGCCGGUGCUGCUCGAGACAACCAUCCAUUCGGUCUAAACGCUCCAGUUCGGACGCCGCGUUUUGAAAACAAGGGAGCCCGCGUGCAUGUCGAGAGCCAAUUACGCUAUAUAUAAGACUGGAGUCCUUAUUGCGAUACUGGUGG